Molecule: messenger RNA, 1036 nt
Organism: Emys orbicularis (European pond turtle)
Lineage: Eukaryota; Metazoa; Chordata; Testudines; Emydidae
Product: C-type lectin domain family 1 member A-like
Exons: 7
Coding region: 78-803 (241 amino acids)
Biological process (GO): signal transduction
Cellular component (GO): plasma membrane
Molecular function (GO): transmembrane signaling receptor activity
Source: RefSeq, a predicted model, not a curated record
CAUCACUCAACAGCUGCAGAACCUCAAAAGUGCUAUAAUUUUUUGACUUGAAAUAUAAGCUUCUCUCUUCACCAGCUAUGACAGAAGAAAUAACAUAUGCGGAUCUGGAAUUUAAUAAAUCUUAUGCACUGGAAAAUAUCCCAAAGCCUGCUGCUCCUGAGGAAAAAGCGCUCCACUCUUCAUCCUCCACAUGGCGUCUGGCUGCCUUGACUUUCCUCAUACUGUGCUUGGCAUUGCUGCUAGGGAUGUUAGCCCUGGGGAUUGUGUUUUUUCAGGUUUCCAAUGACUUCCAGAAACAAUUUGGGAACCUCAUGAGGAACCAGGAAACUCUGGAAACAAAUUUUUCAAAAAGGCUGCAAGACAUGAAAGAUCAUUUGUGUCUUAAAGGAGAGGAAAAUAAUGAGAAUAAUGGAUCCAGUUGUACGCUCUGCCCUGCAAACUGGCAAUGGAUGGGAGGUGACACCUGUUUCUACAUAUCAACGCAGAAGAGGUCAUGGGAAGAGAGCCAGAGGUUCUGUUCCUUACAGAAUUCCACCUUUCUCAUGCUAAAACACCAGCAUAAGCUGAACCAUGUACCUCCAAGAGAGAAUACCCAAUAUUAUUGGAUUGGUUUACACAAAUCUGGAGAGAACAGCUGGUAUUGGACGGAUGGCUCAGCUCUUUUGACACAGAAAGAAGAUUGGAUUGAGUUGUAUUCAUCCUAUAAUUGUGGCUGCCUAUAUAGAGGAAAAAUUUAUAAUGACCACUGCACAGAGAAGCACUUCUGGAUCUGUGAGAAAGCAGCUGUCAAACUAAGAGCAUGAAAUACAGUGAAACAUGUGAGCUGACAGUCUCCAGAUCCAUUCGUCUAGGUUUGCUGGAUUCUCACUGAAAGGCUCUCCUCUCUGAAAUGUACUGCCUCGCAGAUCCAAUCGAGGGCUCCUCUUCACAGAUGUUGCACUGGUGUAUCUGGGGCAGAGUGGGCUGAUGUGGUGUCUUGCUGUCAAAAGUUGGGGUGGGUCUUAAAUGUAGAUUUCAGUUGAAUUUUGUACAAUUU